Messenger RNA from Manihot esculenta (cassava), 1511 nucleotides. RefSeq names its product zinc finger protein CONSTANS-LIKE 1. Gene Ontology annotation, cellular component: nucleus. The transcript is spliced from 2 exons. Gene Ontology annotation, molecular function: zinc ion binding; protein binding. The record is from RefSeq and is a predicted model, not a curated record. Gene Ontology annotation, biological process: regulation of flower development. Lineage: Eukaryota; Viridiplantae; Streptophyta; Magnoliopsida; Malpighiales; Euphorbiaceae. The coding region runs from base 252 to 1361 and encodes 369 amino acids.
UUUGAUGUAUUAUAUAAUUUCUCUCCACUCACAGCUCCAUCCGGUGAAGCACAGCAACCACAAGAUUGUCGGACCACCCUCUUCCUGCCACUUCAAAACGAAAAGAAGCUCCUGGAUUCUCUCUCUUUAUCACUAUGUUCUUUCUCACUCACAGUUAUCACUCUAUCUUCUUCUACUUCACUACUCCUACUGGCAUGAACUCAUAGAACACAAUUAGAUUUCAGCUAUGGCUUGUAUUUGUUAAGACAACUAUGUCGAAGGUGUGUUCAGAUGGAGAUGGCUAUCCUAGCAACUGGGCUCGUAAGUGCGACACAUGUCAUGCAGAAACCUGCACUCUCUACUGCCAUACUCACUCAGCUUACUUCUGUAACAGUUGUGAUGCGUACAUCCACGAAGCAAAUCCCUUAGCUUCGCAGCAUGAGCGUGUCUGGAUUUGCACUGUUUGUGAAAAUGCUCCAGCUGCUUUUACUUGUCAGGCUGAUGAAGCAAAUCUAUGCAUCAACUGUGACAAUGAAAUACACUUGGCCAAUCCAUUGGCUCGCCGCCAUAACAGGGUCCCAGUACUUCCCAUCUCUUCUACAGUUAACACGUCCUCAACUACUUGCAAGGAGGAGUUUCGGGAGCCGAUGUUGAACAGUACAGAAAAUGAAGUCACGGCAAACAAGUUUAGAGAAGAAUUAUUAGAAGAGGAAGAAACAGAUUCUUGGUUGCUACUUGAUCUUGAUGAUAAUGAUAACCUGACUAACAGUGGAUUUACAAAUGGUAACGAUGGUGAUGAGUAUUUGGAUCUUAUUGAAUAUAAUUUGUGUAGUGAGUAUCAGUACCAAGACCACAAUGAUCAGCAGCAACUAUCUGGUGUUCAUCAAGGAGAUAGUGGGAGUGAUAGUGUUGUUCCAGUUCAAUCUUUUGUAGCAAAGGAACAACAAGAACUUCAGCUACAACAACAGCAGAAUAUUUUGGUUGAAAGCUGGUAUGAAUCCUCUAAAGCUGCUUUCUUCAACACUACUGCAACUAGUCAGAAUGUCACUGUGCCUUUUACGAAUGCUGGAUAUUUACUGACAACAAGCAGCAUCCCAAAUUCAUAUUCUCGAUUUCCAAAUGGAAGCACUGAUCUCCUUCCAAGUCCUUCACUGUUGAUGCCACUGCAAUUUACACAAACAAAUAGAGAAGCAAGAGUCCAAAGAUUUAGAGAGAAAAGGAAAUCAAGGAAAUUUGAGAAGAAAAUAAGAUAUGCCACUAGAAAGGCUAAUGCAGAGAAUAGACCAAGAGUCAAGGGUCGAUUUGUAAGGAAAAAAGAUAUGGAGUUUGAAGUAAGAGAAGAUCAUGGCUAUGGAAUUGUUCCAUCAUACCAAAUAGGAUAAGGGAUAGAAACUGAGUUAUUUGAUUUUAGUGCAGUUCUUGCUAAUGCUGUUUUUAUUUUUCUUCAACUUAAGAAGUUGGCUAAAGUAAAAUAAAACUCAUUGUUCUCUGAGCAUAUCAGUAUCUAUUGAAUUGGAUAUAUAGCUUUUGUC